Messenger RNA from Lycium barbarum (goji berry), 4614 nucleotides. Its product is annotated as histone-lysine N-methyltransferase, H3 lysine-9 specific SUVH5-like. The transcript has a single exon. Lineage: Eukaryota; Viridiplantae; Streptophyta; Magnoliopsida; Solanales; Solanaceae. Gene Ontology annotation, molecular function: protein binding; histone methyltransferase activity; zinc ion binding. Gene Ontology annotation, cellular component: nucleus. The coding region runs from base 1481 to 3985 and encodes 834 amino acids. The record is from RefSeq and is a predicted model, not a curated record.
UCAUUCCCACCCGGUCACAUAGCCCCUAAGCCCCACACGUCCAUAAUAUUUACCUAGAUUAUAUAUAAAUAUUUUUAUAAUGAUAUAUUCUGCUUACUUAGCAAAAAUAAAAAUAAAUAAAUUUAGAAUCCAUUCAUUUCCUCGAAGAAUAUUAAAGAAAAAAACAUUUUCGUUCAUACAAAACACACCCUAUAACUUUAUAUUCAUAACUUAGUGUAAUUUACCUAAAUCUUUUAUGUGAGAAAAGUGAAAAUAAAAAAGUAUUAGAGUUCGGUAAUCUCCUUUUGCUCAAAUACCUUUUACUGUCUUUCACUCAGACAGUUCCAAGAGAAAAAUUCAGUUACACAGGCACCAAAAAAAAGUUAGUAAAGCACAAUUGCUUUUACGUUAUUCAUCAGUUUUUGCUUCAUUUUGUUUGCUAAAAUGCUGUUAAUUCUGGGAAUGAUCGCUCUUGGUAAAUGAGCUGUGAAUAUGUAAAGGGCUAGCUAGAUUUUGAGUCUUGUUCAGCUGACAUUUUAUUCUUGUUAUUGAUAUAUUUUUUGGUACUUUUCCAAAAAAAUAAAAUAAAGGGUACCAAGUUCUUACUUUAUACUCUUGGAGAAAAUGGAAGUUUCAGUCAUUAUCUUUUAGUUAGAGAAAACGUCCAUCAAGGUCAUUAACAGAAUUUGGUUAGAGAAAAUGUCACAUGACCAGUGUGAAUUUUUGUUUUUGAGUACCCAUAUGUGAUGCAUCCUCAAAAUUUUUGCCUCACUUCUGGUUCGCCACGUAAAGCAAAUUAGUAGGAAAUUCUUAACCAAAAAGAUUUUAACAGUUUAAGUACUUAAAAACUACUUAUACUUAAAAGUGGUAGAGGAUCAGAUGGUAUCCAUUGUUUAAAAUAAUCAAAGUAUGUCACAUCAACUUUUCCUUCUUUAUUAUCGGUUUGUUUUUUCAGCAUUUUGACUUGCAAAACAAGGAUUUUGGUGGAGGAUGGUGGCGUUCUCAAAUGAUGGUUUAUCCGCUGAAUGCGCGAAGAAGCUGUAUUUUGUAAUUACACCAAAACAGAAAGUUCGGAAAGUAUGGGCAGUGCGGGAUUUUCCCCCAGGUUGUGGUAGAAAUGCUCAAAAAGUUGGCUUGAACCACAAGGAAAAUGAUGUGGUCUCCAUCAGUGAAAAUAUGGCCAACACUCUGGUGGCCGAUGGUGACAAUGGUCCUAACACUGGGAAUGAGUUCGAUUCUGCUGAAGGUGUCGAUCUGCUGAAGGUGUGGACUGUCUCGUUGACAUGGAAGAGAAUGAAGAAUUGGACAAGUUGGCAGGUAAUGCGUUAGCCAGAACCACGAGUGUGAUAGAAAACGGGUUGGAAGAACCAAUGAGUCAUGUCAGAUCGCUUGGAUUUGAGUUGUCUAAAGAUCCUGAAAAUAGUGAAAUGUCAUUGCUCAAGAAAGCAAAAGUCAUUCGUAUGAUGAAUUAGUGCUGGAAGUUGAUGUGGAAAGACAUUCAAUGCACCCUGGCAGUGUGACUGAUAGUAGGAAAAUUCCUGUUUGUGAUGUGAAAACAUUGUCACUGCCUCAGCAGCCACCCAAGAAUGGAAGCGUCGAGGAUAAUAUUUCCCCAUUGCCAAAGAAAAAGUACUGCCAAGGAAGAGUUUUUGCUGUUCGUGACUUCCCUCCAUUUUGUGGAAGAAAUGCUUCUAAGCCAACCGAACUGGAUCGCUUGGGUGGUAGUGAAGCAAGCAAGAGAGUGGUUGUGUUAGAUAAGGGAGUUACAGAAAAUGAAGUGAUUGAGACGUCGAAAAAUGUUAUGGGUAGCUUAAUGGAAAGAGCAACAGUUUGCAUUGAAGACCCCGAAGGUGUCCAAGAUAACUAUGUUGGAAGGAGCCAACUUGAAAGAACUGUAAUGUUUCCAGAGACAAUGACGAAAAAGGAGAAUGAGGAUACAAGAAAAAUUAUGCGGAAGGAGUUUAUUGUAAAUUCACGGAAUGAACGUGAAAAGGCGACUACUGCAAAACAUGGUUUUGGUUCUGGAGAUAAAAUUAGUAGGCCAAUUGUGCAUGGGUUGGUGGAUGAGCCUUAUUCUCCAUGGAGGCAGAGGACGCAAACUCCUAGGCCAAUUGUGCAAGGUCUGAUGGCUGAGAAAUACUGUCCCUGGAGUCAGAGGCAGCAAACUAGUUUAGAUGGCCUGAUGAGUGGAAACCAAGUUCAAAAGCCUAACAUGUAUCGGUGCAAUAAAUCCUCAGCUGUUGCCAGAAAAAGUAUUCCUAACUCAAAAUUUCGGCAGAGACUAUUUGGAAGGACUAAAUCAGGUUUUAUUGGUAAAGCUGCGCCAGGAUUUUCAAGUGCACCGGCUGCCAGCAAUGAUGGAACUCGUGGUUUGAAUUGUGAAGCAGUACCUGAAGAAUCUCCUAUUGGACAGGGGCAGUGUGAGUUUGAUGUGACUCAACCACGUUUUGGUCCAAAAAGUUCCAGUCGCAGUGAUGCUCGUAGUAAAGUUAGAGAGACUCUUUGUCAGUUUCAGUCUACCUGUAGAAAAAUCUUGCGUGGGGAAGAAUCAAACUCAAGGCCUGGAGAAGUAAAAGCUAAGCAAAAAGAUAAAAUGAACAUAAGGAUUGAUCUUCAGGCAGCUAAGAUUAUCAAAGAAAAAGGGAUGGAAGUUAAUACAGGACCGCAGAUACUGGGAGAAGUUCCAGGAGUUGAAGUAGGAGAUGCGUUCCAAUACAGGGUUGAACUUGCUCUUGUGGGAGUUCAUCGCUUAUAUCAGGCUGGUAUAGAUUUCCUAAACAAUAGAGGAAUGCUGGUUGCAACUAGUAUUGUUGCUUCAGGGGCCUAUGAUGAUGAUUUAAGAGAUGCUGAUGAGCUGAUUUAUUCUGGGCAAGGCGGAAAUGUGGUCGGCAAGGUCAAAAUCCCUGAAGACCAGAAACUUGUAAAAGGUAAUUUAGCCUUGAAGAAUAGCAUAGGUACAAGGAAUCCUGUUCGGGUGAUUCGUGGAUCUAAGGAGACCAGGACUUCUGAAUCCAGGGGCGGGAGAGCACCUGUGGUGACAACUUAUGUGUACGAUGGUUUAUACACUGUUGACGGUUAUUGGAGAGGACAGGGGCCACAUGGCAAGAUGGUCUUUAUGUCCAAGUUGGUGAGAAUUCCAGGACAACCAAAGCUUAAUUGGAAAGAAGUACAAUCAUCAAAAAAGUCCAACAUGCGGCAUGGUGUUUGUGUUCCUGCUAUUACAGAAAGGAAGGAGUCUCUACCUAUAACAACUAUGAACACAAUUGAUGGUGAGAAACCCCCACCGUUCAAGUACAUCAAGAAGAUGUAUCCAGCUGGUUUCCGCCCUGCUCCACCUAAAGGCUGUGAUUGUAUUGGUAGAUGUUCUGAUGCCAACAGGUGCUCAUGUGCAGUUAAAAAUGGAUUUGAGAUCCCUUACAACCAUAAUGGAGCUAUUGUUGAAAUUAAGCCUCUUGUAUACGAGUGUGGUCCUUCUUGUGGAUGCCCUCCUUCAUGCUAUAAUAGAGUGAGUCAACAUGGUAUUAAAGUUCCCCUGGAGAUCUUCAAGACAGAUACAAGGGGCUGGGGUGUGAGAGCUCUAACUUCUAUCUCUUCAGGAACCUUUAUUUGCGAGUAUACAGGAAAACUUCUCGAAGACACAGAAGCCGAACGAAGAAUUGGCAAUGAUGAAUAUCUUUUUGAUAUUGGCCAGAAUUAUAGUGGUUGUACUAUGAACUCUUUAGCAGAAGAGGGUGGUUAUACCAUUGAUGCAGCUCACUAUGGAAAUGUUGGACGAUUCAUCAAUCACAAUUGUUCUCCCAAUAUGUAUGCACAGAAUGUUUUCUAUGAUCACGAGGAUAAGAAAAUGCCCCAUAUCAUGCUUUUUGCGGCAGAUAAUAUUCCUCCCUUGAAGGAGCUUUCUUACCAUUACAACUAUUCUGUGGAUCAGGUUUAUGAAUCUGAUGGCAAGAUCAAGGAGAAGAAGUGCUUUUGUGGAUCUUCAGAUUGUACUGGUAGGAUGUACUAGGAUUUAUAAAGCUUAGCUGUUGUAGUUGAAUGGAAGAGUUACAUCUCGUUGUCUUGUUUUUUUCUUUUUUUUUUUUCAUCUUGAAUAGUAGUGCUUCUUCUUCUUGUUUAGUCUGAUAUGCUACAUAGUAUAGUCUCUUCAUGGAAACAUAAGCUUGUACAGGCUGACUUGUAUGAUCCUAUAAUCUGAACUGACAAAUUUUGCACUAGUACUAAAGCCUUUUUUUAUGAUAUUUAGAUGUGGUUGAACUAGUUAAUUUGCUUUCCCAUCUCCUUCCAUGACUCUGGUUGCAUUACUUUCUCUUUUUAGUUGCAAAUAAUAGCAUGACGGUUGUAUUUACAUCUCCGUUGGAGGAUGCAAGAUUUAUGUGGCUGACUAAAUUGCUCUCUGAACUGCUUUUGGCUCGGACCGUAUGUACUCUAAAUCCUUGAUUUGAUCUGCCUAUGUGGGAAGAUAAUAACAACAACAUACCCAGUGUAAUCCACAAGUGGGGUCUGAGAGGGUAGAGUGUCGCAAACCUUACCCCUACCUUGGCAAGCAGAAAGACACAUCUUUUUGACGGUAUUUCUAAAAAUUAGGUGGACUCUUUUUUCCGACGGUAUUUCUCAAACUUUUCAACCCCUCCCCCA